UGUGUCACUGCACAGGACAAGGGAGGCUCCGCCGUGUGUAACCUUGUGUGAGCUGCCAGCACUGGAUCAUUAGGAGAACUGUGCAUGUACACGAGAAGCCGUGCAUGAACUGUGCUGUAUUACCAAGCUGAAAGUGGAGAUGGUGGUCAUAUUCUGAAGAAAGCCCACGUCUGUAAUAAUGAGCGCACCUGCCGCUACUAGAGUUUUUAUACUGUCCCUAACAGCCAUUCCCGUCACUUAUCUCUUCAACUAUGUUUCUACAGUCCAGAGUUUUUGGCCUGUUGCGGUUGCUAGCGGAAUGGUCUUGAUGAUGAUAUCGUUAUUAUCCCGUCUGCUAGUGAUUCCGAAACCACCCAGAGAUCCUUUGUUCUAUGUAUAUGCCGUAUUUUCAUUCACCAGUGUGGUGUGUCUUAUCAUUGGCCUUGAACAGGAUGGAAUUAUAGACGGAUUUAUGACUCUGUAUUUAAAAGAGACUGAGCCUUACUUGAACACAGCACAUGGCCACAUGAUCUGUUACUGGGAUGGCACUGCCCAUUACUUGAUGUAUCUGCUGAUGGUGGCAGCGAUUGCAUGGGAUCAGAACUACAGGACCAUUGGCCUCUACUGGGUAGGAUCCAUUAUAAUGAGUAUGAUUGUGUUUAUUCCUGGAAGUAUUGUUGGUAAAUAUGGAACGAGGAUUUGUCCUGCAUUUUUCUUGAACUUCCUGUAUAUUUGCCUUCCACUGUGGGCUGGGUUUAGAAUCUACAAACAACCAUCCGCUACCAGUAAUCCAUCUGCAAAGGAGGCCCAAAAUAUUCAGCAAAAGAAUUUAUUAAGAAGACCAUCUGACCUAGUGCUGGUCAUGUACCUCAUCACUGCAACUAUCUUCUGUAUAUUCAGAGGAAUGACUGCUUUAGAUUGUCCAUCUGAUCUCUGUCGGUUAUAUAUACAACUUCAAGAGCCAUAUAUCAAAGACCCUGUUGCCUACCCAAAACUCCAGAUGUUGGUGUAUAUGUUCUAUUCUGUACCCUAUAAUCUAUUCACUUUGUAUGGACUCCUGGUUCCUGGGUGCACGUGGAUGCCAGAUCUUACCAUUAUUUAUGCCGGUGGAUUGGCUCAGGCACAGUUUUCACACAUUGGUGCGUCCCUUCAUGCAAGGACUCCUUACAUCUAUCGAGUUCCUGAUGAUGCAAGACUUUUGGUGUUAAUUGCAAACUUACUUUUUGGGAUUUUCCCACAGAUAUUAGCUCAUCGCUGUAUAAACCAGCCAGAAUUUUUUGUAAGGAUAAAACCAGUGGCCAAAUCUAACUGAAGUGUACUAUGUUUUUUUAUUGCACAAGGUUCUUGCAGAUUUUUUAAGCCACUACCCAAUAUAAUGUGAUUUGGUCUGGUUGACACUAUUUAAACCUUGCCUUAUAGCAAGAUGACUAGACAGUGGGAUCACGUGUAUGUAAAUGUCUCAUGUUUUAUGAUGAAUUGGUUGUACAUUUCUGAUGCUUUUGUGUACAUAGUGAGCAACUCCUGAAAAAGCUUUAUGCAAACGUGCUGAAACAGCAUGAAAAUUCUCUUCAACAUAAAGGCAUUCUCUGGGACUUGAAUAAUUAUGGUAUACGCCAGGGAUGCUCAACCUGCAGUCCUUCAGCUGUUCUAAAACUAUAUCUCCCACCAUGCCCCAGCUGUAGGCUGUCAGGGCAUGCUGGGAGUUGUAGUUUUGCAACAGCUGGAGGACGGCAGUUGGCCAUCCCUGGUCUAGGCCAAACACAUUUGUGUCUACAGGUAAUAUCCCUUUAAAGAUCCAUGGUGCUCCUUACUUAUUCAUGCACAGUAACUAGUUCAUACAUGUGGCUGUGCCUGGUAGUGCAGCUUAGUCAUUCACAAUUCAAUGCAACCCAUCUGGAGUACCAGGAACAGUCGCCUGUACAGAGGAAACAAUGAAGGGGACAGGCUGUGUGAAAGAAAUCAAUUAAAGGGGUUUUCCAGGAGUACAAUACUGAUGACCUAUCAUCAGAUCAGUGGAGAUCUGACAUGUGGCACCCUCAUCACCUAUGACUGCCUCACAGCAUACUAAGCACAGUGCUGUACAUUAGACAGUGACUGUGCUUGGUACUGCAGCCCAGACCUAUUCACUUGAAUGGGGUUGAGCUGCACAUAGGCAAUGUGACCAAUGUACAGUGACAUCAUUGGCCUAGGAAGAUGCUGUAGUGCUCACUGGAGCGCCUUGCCAUCUUGAAACAGCUGAUUGGGAGAGGUUUGGGGAGUCUGACACCUGCCAAUCUGAUAUUGAUGUCCUAUCCUAAAGAUAGAUCAUAAAUAUUUUACCUCUGGAAACCUCUUUAAUUCUACCAUUCUUCCUAUCCUUAAGAUUGCUUUGAUCCUUAAUGUCAUAUUACGGUAAAUAUAUUGUCUACUGUACAUUCUCUUGACAAGAAGAAUGAACCCCAGCCAGCCAUCCAACAACUCUUGGACCGUCAAAAAAGGCAGACAAUAAGGAAGCAUAUCUGAUGUUCAGAUACCCAUCUCCAACUUUGACUGCCAUCAUUUUGGUUGGCUGGUAUGCUCCUGUAUGCUUUAUACUAUAAGACCCCUCUGUAUGUGCAUGCUGUAUGCCACUUUAUUGCAAUCUUAUCCUUUUAAAUUGGAGCACUUCAGCCCCUUCAUUGUGCUAACUGCCAAGGGUCCUGGGUUUCGGUCUCCCACUGAUUAAACACUGCGGGCCUAUACUAAGCAUAGGAUUAAAAAUAUGAAUCCCCUCUUAUACAGUACAUGUACUCAUAUGCAUUACAAUGCAAUGCCAGAGACAGAUCAUGUCUAUUCAGUCUGAUACAAGUAACCGAUACCAUUAUCAUACAUGAGACCUAUGACAAGUCAGGAACUCUUUUUUUUUUUGCAUCUUUAUUACUGAACCAUAAUGGACCUUCUCCUGUCAUUAACACUUCCAUCAAUAUAAUAUAUGCUUCAAACACAAUUAUUAUUUGUAAUUAUAACUAACGCAAAUGUUUACAUAAGUUUUCUUUUAAUAACUGUUACAUACAUUGUAAAUUAACUUGUGUGACCUGUCCUUCUUCAUAAUCUUGAACCAUAAUUUCCAACAUACAUCAGGAGUGUUCAUUUUGUAAAAACAGCAAUACAACAAUUUACGAGAUGUGUUUCAACUACCAACACUGGAAAGGCCAAAGAUGCAUAAGAGGAGAACAAAUGUAAAGAAAAUGUUUUUCACGAAAAACUGCAAUAAAAUAAAUAAAAUCUAUUA
This is a messenger RNA of Bufo gargarizans (Asiatic toad), 3229 nucleotides long. It is a transcript of the gene TM6SF1, whose product is annotated as transmembrane 6 superfamily member 1. The record is from RefSeq and is a predicted model, not a curated record. Gene Ontology annotation, cellular component: lysosomal membrane. The coding region runs from base 179 to 1291 and encodes 370 amino acids. Lineage: Eukaryota; Metazoa; Chordata; Amphibia; Anura; Bufonidae. The transcript is spliced from 10 exons.